This is a messenger RNA of Lethenteron reissneri (Far Eastern brook lamprey), 3344 nucleotides long. RefSeq names its product phospholipid phosphatase-related protein type 4-like. Gene Ontology annotation, molecular function: phosphatidate phosphatase activity. Gene Ontology annotation, cellular component: plasma membrane. Gene Ontology annotation, biological process: phospholipid dephosphorylation; phospholipid metabolic process; signal transduction. NCBI's taxonomy places the organism in Eukaryota, Metazoa, Chordata, Hyperoartia, Petromyzontiformes, Petromyzontidae. The record is from RefSeq and is a predicted model, not a curated record.
GGCAAGGCAAUGGCGCGCCCUUGGUGUGAUUACGACCGCUGUUCAGUUCUCUACCCAUCGCCAAAGUCGUCGCCGUUCUCGUCGUCGACUUCGUCAUAAUUCCCGACGCACGUCAAUCUUGACGGAUCGCUUGACAGCUUGCGGAAGAAGCCGAGCGUUCGACUCCAUCGUUUGUAUUCCCCAAGACAGACAGACAGAGAGAGACACAUUUUUUUACGUUCAUAUUCGUAUACACGCGAGCUUCGGAAUAAGACGCAACACCCAGGCCACGAUAUAUUUUACGAUUUUUUUUUAAACAUAUAUUAAUAUACUUUUCUUUCACGCACCGUCAUCGCCAUAGUGUGUAUCGAAUUCAGUUGUAUUAGAUAGCAAACACUGAAGUGUAUUAAUACACCGGCGUAAAACGGUGUGGACAAAUAGAUAUUCUACUCCGGCAUACAUACCCACUACAGUAUAUAUAAUGUAUAUAUAAACUACAGUAUAUAUAGACUGUAUAUAAACUACAGUACAUGUAUAGUAUAUGUAUACUGUAGCACUGUAGUGGGCCAGGCAGUGAAGACGACGCGAAUUCCAGCGGCAGCAUCUUCUCUCUCUCCUCUCGAGCCGCCGCGGUUUGCCGACGUAUCUCGAGAGGGCCCAUCCUGGUAUGACAUUCAACAUGUCUCGUGUCAUAUCAACCAAAGACAAGCCGCGGCACAGACAGUCCAAGGAUAGCGUCACUUUGCUGCCAUGUUUCUACUUCGUGGAGCUGCCGCUGGUGGUGUCUGCGGCCGUGUCGCUCUACUUCCUGGAGCUCACCGACGUGUUCCAGCCGGUGCAGGCCGGGUUCCGCUGCCGCGACCGGUCGCUGAGCAUGCCCUACCUGGACCCCUCGGAUGAGCUGCUGCCUUUCCUCAUGCUCCUCAGCUUGGCCUUCGCAGGACCUGCGCUCUCGAUCCUGCUCAUGGAAGGCCUCCUGUACUGCGUGCUGAUUAAGCGCGGCAGUGAGCACUUGCUGGAGCCAAACAUCAACGCCGGUGGCUGCAACUUCAACUCCUUCCUACGUCGAUCCGUGCGCUUCAUCGGCAUGCACGCGUUCGGCCUCUGCGUCACGGCGCUCAUGACGGACGUGGUGCAGCUCGCCACAGGCUACCAGGCGCCGUACUUCCUCACCGUGUGCCGGCCCAACUACACGCUGCUGGCGGCCGGCGGCUGCGAGGAGGGCGACUUCGUGACGCGCGACGUGUGCACGGGCACCGACCGCCGCUCUAUCUCCCACGCCAGGCGUUCCUUUCCGUGCCAGCACGCCAGCGUGGGCGCCUUCGCUGCCGUCUACAUCUCCAUGUACCUGAACACGGUGCUGACCGACAGCACCAAGCUGCUCAAGGCGGUGCUGGUGCUGGCCUUCAUGCUGUGCGCCAGCAUCUCGGGCCUGGCGCAGACGGUGCAGUACAGGAGCCACCCUGCCGACAUCUACACCGGAUUCCUCCUGGGGGCAGCCGUCGCCCUGUACCUGGGCCGCUUCGUGGUGGACAACUUCAAGCCGAAGAACGCGGGCGGCCAAGCGGCGGCCCGAGGUGACGGCGGUGUGGCAUCCAAGCCCUUCCUCGACCUGGGCCACGAGCCGAUGGCGCGCGCCGGCGAGAGCAUCCCCGGCGCGCGGCGCGAGCGUGAGCUCGACCUCCCUCGCCAGCAGCCGGAGGGGGCGCUCACGCGGGGCAUCGUGGGAGGUGGCGGCGGGGACCCCGGCUGCGGCGGCGCCGGCGUGGGCGUUUGCGGCGGCCCUGGUGGCGGCCUACAGGAGCAGGGCGGCGGCUGCGUCUCGAGCGGCUCCGUGGGCGGUGCGUCGGCGCCGUCGCACUUCAAGCGCGCCAGCCUCGACAUCCAGACCAUUAACCCCAACGCGCUGCCGGGCGGCGCCGAGCUGCUCACCUUCGCCAGCAACACCCUCCCGCGGGCGGGCGCCGGGCCGGCCCCGGAGGACUUCUCCGGCGCCAUCGGCCACAACGGCGGCCACCACCACCACCAGCAGCACCACCAGCACCACCUGCCGGCGAUCGUGUCGGUCGGUGGGGGUGUCGGCGGCGCCGGCGGCACCGGUGGCGGCUCGGCGACCGUGUACGCGACGUCGGACGCGGCGAACGCGUCGCUCGACUCGAUGCGCUCGCGGCAGCUGCUGGCGCAGUGGCGCUCGGCGCAGCGCCACGCGUCGCUGCAGAGCGCCGACUCGACGAGCCGCCAGUCGCUGCAACGGCAGCUGAGCGCGGACCGGCGCUCCAACGGCGAGCUGGGCUCCGGCGUCUGCAUCAACGUGGGCGACCAGCGCUACCCGAUCUCCACGCCAGCGUACGCCAGCAACGCUGGCGCCAGCGUGCAGCAGCAGCCGCAGCACCAGCAGCAGCUGCAGCAGCAGCAGCUGCAGCAACAGCCGCAAGCGUGUAACGGAGGAAGCGCGGCCAACGGCAACGCCGGCGGGAACGGCUACAUUCAGCAAGAUCAAGGCAACAGCGCCGGCAUCGCUGCCGGUGCCGCGCGCGUGGUGGUGCAGUCCCGCCCGGGCUCCAGUCAGCUGGUGCACAUCCCGGAGGAGAUGGCGCACGACGGCCCGACGGCUCCGCCCCCGCCAGCCCCCUCCUCCGUGACGGCGUCGCCCAAGGCGGGCGGCGGCGCCCGGGUUCGCGUCAACGUCUCCGACACGUACGGCAGCCUGCGCCAGCACGGCACCGGCGCGGCGAGGUCGUUCCAGCGGCAGCGCAGCGUGGCCGCGACGCCCACCACCACCGACGCGUCGUCCUCCUCGUCCGGCAGCGAGGUGUCGAGCGGCCGCGGGCGCAGCCCCAGCGACGCCGGGCGCGGGCACCCGGUCAUCCGCAUCUCGCCGGGGACGGCGCCGGGCGCCGCGACCGCGGCGGCCGGCGACGGCGGUGGGGCGCCGUGGAAGUGGAGCGCGCAGGCGAGCGCCGAGCUGCGGCAGAGUUUCGAGAUGAACGACCUGGGCGGCCGGAGGGGGGAGCGCGGGCGCAGGGCCGACGGCGACAGGGAGCAGCCGCCUAUCAUCGCGCCGCUGCAGCGCGCCGCCACCAUCUCCGCCGUGAACCUGAACAGCGCGGCGGGGGGCCAGUGCGACGUGUCCGACGCGUGGGCCGCAGCGGUGGCCGGGAGCGCGAGCCGCGACUCCACGCUGCGCCGCAAGGCCAGCGUGCCCGCCUCCGUGGUGCUGGGCCAGGGCCGCUGCGUGACGCCCGACGGGCUCACGCCCCACGAGCUGUUCACGAGCCGGCGCCACCACACGGUGCACGUGAGCAGCCUCAUGGGCUCCACCCAGGCCGACGUGUGAGCUCGACGGGGGCCCGGCGCCGUGAGCG